CAUACAAUUGAUGUAAAUGUCAUAAUCAGAUGUUUUUAGUAAUUGAAAAAUGAUUUAUUAAUUAUCAAAUGUAACAAUACGUUCUGAUUUUCACCUUUGUACAUACUUGCCAUUCAUGCAUCAUAUAUUAAGUGCUGAAGAAGGAGUAUGAAAAUAAUUUUCAAAUCAAUUGAACAAUGACAUAAUAAAACGAUAAAAUGUGUUUACUCUAAAUUGAUGUCACUUUGCAAUUAGAAUUCAUGAAUCAAAUAGUGUAAUGUUUAUAUAAAAAAUUGAGUGAUUUCCAAUUUGUGAUGUUAUUUCAGAAAUAGUUACAUUAAGUUUUAAGACAAAAUGUUGAAAAUAGAAAAAAAAUCAAGAACAAUUAUAUUUUUUUAUCUGUAUUGAAAAAUCUUCAACAUUAUAAAUUGAUAUAGCAAUGGACGUUUCAAAGUCGAAAACAAAUAAUUGUCCACCUGUUCCUCUGCCUGAUUCAUGUUCUGCAUGGAAUGAUGAUAAAGAACCCAAUAUAACAAAUAAUACCGAUAUAUAUUUAUUUGAUGGAUUCAAUGAUAAUAAAUAUCAAGAGAAUCCUUUUUUUGUUGAUGAUUUAAAUAAUAUAAACACUUUAACAGAUUCAGAUAAGGUUAAAAUAAAAAUUAUCAGUGAAAGUUUUCAUAAUAAGCUCACAUAUGGUGAAUUAAAACGCCUUGGUAUUAGUAAUUUAGGAUUUGUAACUGAUGAUAUAAGGAGAUUAUUGUGGCCAAAAAUAUUAAAAAUAAGAGAUAUUGAACUAAUUGAGAGAAAUGAAGAAUUGAAAAUGAUUAAUUCAAAAAUACCACAUAACAUUUAUCAGCAAAUAUUGAAUGAUGUUAGCCGUAGUGGAAGUCAUUUAAUGCCUAAUGCAAGUGAAGCAGAAAUAAUAAAAUUUCAUGAUGAACUGACGAAAAUGAUUUGUUGGGUUCUUGUGAGACAUCCAAAUUUAAAUUAUUAUCAAGGGUACAAUGAUGUUGCUGCAACUGUAUUGAUAGUCAUGGGUUUAAAAUCUGGUUUGUACAUUCUAGAAAAAAUAUCUCUAGAAUUUUUAGAGAGAUUCAUGGAAAAAACUAUGGAAAAAGUCAAUCAAGAAUUAUUUUAUAUCUUCGCUCUACUGGAACGAGUACAUCCAACUUUAUUAGAACAUUUAGAAAAUGUAGAGUUAUUUCCACAUUUUGCAUUAGCAGAGUAUACCACAUGGUAUGCACAUAAAUAUUCGGAAAAUCGUAAGCUAUUGCAUCGAUUGUUCGAUUUUUUUCUUGGUUCACCACCUUUAAUGCCUUUAUAUGUCAGUACUGUAAUUGUAGCUCACAGAGCGACAGAAAUAUUUAAUACAACACCUGAUAUGGGUCAUACACAUAAAGUGUUGUGUACAUUACCUCUUGAUUUACCGAUUGAAGAUUUGCUAUCAAAUGCAACUAAGUUGUAUAACAAUUAUCCUCCAGAAUCAAUUGGCAAAGAUGUUUAUGAAUAUGAUCGCAAGAGGCAUAAAAAAGAACAAGAAUGGAAAUUAAAAGCUAUUGCAAGCAGAAAAGAAAGAGAAAAACAAUGUCAACUUAAAGUAGCUGUACCACGUCAUAGAUUAGCGUAUCAUUUAAAAAGUUAUCGAACAAUUACAGUUGUAACGAUUCUAGCAAUCGGACUUUAUGCUUUUAUAAAAACAGGCUCAGGAUUAAACUGACAUUAGGAUAGUGUAAUUCAAUUCAAAAUUUUGUAAUAUAAUUAUCUGAUAGAUUUUUUUUAUUCAUCAAUUCCACCACAUAUAUAUUUCUACAUAAUAAUAUACUUUAAUAAUUCUUCAAUUUAAU
Chelonus insularis is the source of this 1823-nucleotide messenger RNA. Its product is annotated as TBC1 domain family member 20. The record is from RefSeq and is a predicted model, not a curated record. Gene Ontology annotation, biological process: endoplasmic reticulum to Golgi vesicle-mediated transport; positive regulation of GTPase activity. The coding region runs from base 419 to 1696 and encodes 425 amino acids. The transcript has 6 exons. NCBI's taxonomy places the organism in Eukaryota, Metazoa, Arthropoda, Insecta, Hymenoptera, Braconidae. Gene Ontology annotation, molecular function: GTPase activator activity. Gene Ontology annotation, cellular component: endoplasmic reticulum membrane.